AUGCCAGACAUUCGUCCGCUAAGUCCUGAACUGGCUAAAAAAGCCAGAGAUGAGCUUCACGAGAUACCCGAACGAUUGGACGAUGACCUGGCGGCACUGCGAGCAUGGUUGACUAAAUGCCCUCACAUCAAAUCGCGUACCGAUGAUCAGUUUUUGGUGACCUUUUUACGAGGGGGUAAACACAGUUUAGAACGAGCCAAGGAAAAACUUGACCUGUACUACAGUGUACGUACUGCUUUACCCGAACUGAUCAAAAAUCGUGAUCCGUUCGAUGAAAAAAUUGCCACUCUCAUGCGAUUGGGCAGUGCUGUCCCUCUGCCCACGACAUCAACGCCGGAUGGUCCUCGCAUUUUGUUAAUCCGACCGGGGGCUUAUAGUCCCGAUACAUACACUAUACAGGAAGUGUUCAAAUUCAACUCGAUGUUGGGAGAAAUACUACUAAAAGAAGACGAUCAUCUGAGCAUUGCGGGACAAGUUGGUAUCCUUGACUUGGCGAAUACAACAAUGGCUCAUUUUCUACAAUUCAACCCGACUUUUGUGAAGAAAGUCACAAUGUUGAGCCAGGAGGCUUCACCGUUGCGCUUGAAGGGUUUUCAUUACAUCAAUACGCCAACCGGAUUCGAAACGGUCUAUAAUCUAUUCAAAGGAUUUAUGAAUGAGAAAAACCGAUCACGUCUGUACGUCCACGGAAGUAAUAUGGAAUCACUUUACAAACACGUUCCAAAACGGCUUCUUCCGGAAGAGUAUGGCGGCGAGGCAGGUCCUCUGCAAACAAUUGUGGAUGAAUGGGCUAAGAAAAUCGAGAGCUAUAACAGUUUUUUCAAAGAAGAGGAACAAUAUGGUACUAUUGAAAGCAAACGACCAGGGAAACCAAAGAAUGCGGACAGCCUCUUCGGAAUUGAUGGAUCUUUCAGAAAAUUGGAAUUCACUAACACGUGUCCAGAUAAAGGUAAACGUGUCUAUCUUUACCGUGACAACCGUCUACUAUCGUUAUCGAUCACAAAAAUGCCGAAUAUACGACCACUAAAUCCAGACUUAGCUAGAAAAGCUAGGGAAGAGCUAAACGAGGUACCGGAGCGAAUUGACAACGACCUGGCUGCGCUUCGAACAUGGCUGGCAAAAAGUCCCCACAUCAAAGCCCGAGACGAUGAUCAAUUUCUGGUAACGUUCCUACGAGGUGGCAAAUAUAGCUUGGAACGAGCGAAAGAAAAACUGGACAUGUUCUAUACGGUGCGAUCGGCUUUGCCAGAGCUAAUGAAAAAUCGCGAUCCGUUCGAUAAGGAUUUAGCCGCUAUACUUAGGACCGGCUGUUUCCUACCACUUCCCCAGACGGAAACACCGGACGGUCCUCGAUUGAUGCUCGUCAGACCCGGUGUUGGUGAUCCAUCCAAGUUUUCAAUGGAACAGGUGUUCAAAUUACAGUCGAUGAUUUUUGACAUAAUGAUGAAGGAAGAUGAUAAUCUAUGUAUUGCUGGUCAGGUCGCAAUCGGGGAUUUGUCGGGUACAACGAUGGCUCAUUUCCUACAAUUCAGUCCGACCUUUAUGAAAAAGAUUUCUCUAUUAAGCCAGGAAGCGUCACCACUUCGUAUGAAAGGAGCUCAUCAUAUUCACACUCCACCUGGAUUCGAAACAAUAUUCAACAUGUUCAAAGGAUUCAUGAACGCGAAAAAUCGAUCUAGACUAUUUGUACAUGGAAGCAAUAUGGAGGCUUUGUUCAAAGAAAUCCCCCAGCGUUUAUUCCCAGAGGAAUACGGUGGCGAGGCAGGGUCUAUUCAAUCCAUUGUGGAUGAAUGGGUGAAAAAAGUUGAGAGCUACCAGGAUUAUUUCAAAGAAGAGGAACAAUACAGGACAGAUGAGAAGAAACGAAUUGGGAAACCCAAAAAUGCAGAAAGCCUUUUUGGUUUUGAAGGGUCGUUUAGAAAGCUAGAAGUGGAUUGAUGCAUUCUGAAUGCAUUAAGUGUGAUAUGAGCUGACCAAGAAGCAAGAGAAUAGCUAAAAUUGAAUUGUAGGAAGGAAUCAAGACUUGA
Topomyia yanbarensis is the source of this 2027-nucleotide messenger RNA. RefSeq lists its product as uncharacterized. The record is from RefSeq and is a predicted model, not a curated record. The coding region runs from base 1 to 1938 and encodes 645 amino acids. Gene Ontology annotation, molecular function: phosphatidylinositol bisphosphate binding. The transcript is spliced from 5 exons. Lineage: Eukaryota; Metazoa; Arthropoda; Insecta; Diptera; Culicidae. Gene Ontology annotation, cellular component: membrane.